Messenger RNA from Westerdykella ornata, 945 nucleotides. RefSeq lists its product as uncharacterized. The record is from RefSeq and is a predicted model, not a curated record. The transcript is spliced from 6 exons. Bases 1 to 753 code for a protein of 250 amino acids. NCBI's taxonomy places the organism in Eukaryota, Fungi, Ascomycota, Dothideomycetes, Pleosporales, Sporormiaceae.
AUGUACACGGCAGCUUUUCUGGUGCUCCUCGGGGGCAUGGUAAACCAGACAGUGGCGCACUAUCUCUUCGGCCAUCUCAUCAUCAAUGGCACCAAAACCCCGGCCUUUGAAUACGUCAGAGAUGUCGACCCACCCUCCGAAUACAUCGACUCCAUCGCAUUCGGCAAAACCUACCCCCUCUGGCCGGAGGACCUCGACUCCGCAAAUUUCACUUGCGGCCGCAACGCGUGGCUGUACGCGUCCAACACCUCGACCGCCACCGUGAUGGCCGGAUCGCAAGUGGGCAUGGGCGUGAUUCCGCAGAUCCCCAGCUUGAAGGGGAAGUAUGAUAAUAUCUUCCACGAGGGGCCCGGGUUGGUGUACAUGGCUCCGUUGAAGGGGAAGAAGACGUUGGAGGAGUGGACGGGCGAGGAUGGCGAGUGGUUCAAGAUUGCCGAGUGGGGUUUUUUGAACGCGACGGCUUGGGUGAUUCAGAAGUGGACUGAGGUUAACUUUACCAUCCCACUUACUACACCGCCGGGGAAGUACCUGCUCAGGAUGGAGCAUUUCACGUUUAGUCCUUCGAUGCAGUGGUAUGUCAACUGUGCGCAUAUCGAUGUCGUUGGGCCAGGAGGAGGAAACCCAACCGGCUUCGCAAAAUUCCCGGGAACCUACGUUCUCAAAGAUAUCAGGGACAGAUUUUACAAAGAAGGUUGGAGCCGCGACUAUCGGAACUUCAGCGGAUUCGGAGAGCCGCCAGUGUGGAGAGGUUGAUUUAUCGUGCGGUAUGUGUGUUGGAAGAAGAGAAAGGGUAUGUCGGGACGCAUACGUUGAGGUCGAUAUUCGAUUAUACAUGGAUUCCUGGAACUCGUCAUAUACCUCUCCAUCAUCCCAGCCAGCCCUGUAAUCAUCUCCCUGCGUCCCUCAAAUCCCCCUUCCCCUAGACCACUUCCCCUAGACCACUUC